Lycium barbarum (goji berry) is the source of this 1473-nucleotide messenger RNA. RefSeq lists its product as uncharacterized. Bases 234 to 1193 code for a protein of 319 amino acids. The transcript has 3 exons. Lineage: Eukaryota; Viridiplantae; Streptophyta; Magnoliopsida; Solanales; Solanaceae. The record is from RefSeq and is a predicted model, not a curated record.
UGUGAGAGAUACUCUUGGUCUCCUAUUACCAUGUCCUUUAGUCCCUCAAUUCACUGCGUUUGCACGCAAUAUUUGGCAUACAAAACAAAUAAACAAACCGCAACCAACGUGCUUGUUGGACUUUUCUAGACUACAUUACUUCAUAUUUCUCAAAGUUAGUGAUCAGCCUAGAUCUACUGAUCUCUAUUUCUCCACUCCUUCUUCAUUCUGUUUCUAAAGAAUUAAGAUCAACAAUGUCAUCGACACAUCAUGCCAAGACUGAUUCGGAGGUGACGAGCUUAGCCCCGUCAUCUCCGAAUCGGCCCGUUUACUACGUCCAGAGCCCGUCAAGAGACUCUCAUGAUGGUGAAAAGACCACGAAUUCGUUCCACUCCACUCCCAUACUAAGCCCAAUGGGCUCACCGGGCCGACAAUCCCGUGACUCAUCUUCCACUAGGUAUUCGGGCUCACUCAAGCCCAGUUCGCAGAAAUCCAGCAAUGGGUCGAGAAGCAACAGUGGGAGACACCACCAUAAUCGUCAUCGCAAGGGAGAUAAGCAACAAUGGAAAGAAUUUGAUGCUAUAGAAGAAGAAGGACUUCUUGAUGACGAUGCAUAUGGCAAAGGUUUCCCUCGACGAUGUUAUUUCUUGGCUUUUGUUGUUGGCUUCUUUUUGCUCUUCACUUUCUUUUCUUUGAUCCUGUGGGGUGCUAGCAGAAAUCAGAAACCUGUCGUCACCAUGAAGAGUAUAUCAUUUAAUGAAUUUGGGGUUCAAGCGGGCAUGGACUUCUCGGGAGUUGCAACAGAGAUGGUAUCAAUGAACUCCACAGUGAAGCUCAGAUUUCGUAAUACAGGCACAUUCUUUGGGGUGCAUGUAACUUCUACCCCUCUCGUUCUCGCCUUUUCAGAGCUCACUGUAGCCACUGGCACUGUAAAAAGGUUUUACCAACGAAGAAAAAGUCAAAGAACAGUAGCGGUGACAUUGAUAGGAAGUAAAAUUCCAUUGUAUGGAGGAGGAGUCGACUUGUUGAGCAAGGAGGGGAAACCAAUAGCACCAGUGUCGUUGACCCUAGAUUUCAUGGUUCGAGCCAGGGCUUAUGUUUUGGGAAGAGUGGUCAAGCCCAAGUUCUACAAAAGGGUUCAAUGCAACGUUGUAAUGGAUCCUAAGAAAAUGAACGUUCCAAUUUCGUUGAAGAAAUCCUGCACCUACGUAUAAAAUAAUUAUUCAAGAAACAGACCCACAAGACGCCGAGUAACAAAGAGACAAACAACUUCACAACAUAGGCAAGUGCUGCUUCGUUAAAGAUCCAAGUUUUGUUACUUUUCAAAUGUUAAAUUAUAGAGGAAAAUGAGGUGUGGCUGCCAGGUUUGUCGCAGAUGGGGAGUAGCUGUCUGGCUUGUUGUAUUGAGUGAAUUAAAUACCCGUUGAGGAAAACAUGAACUCUAGAAACCGAUGUAUUUAUAUAUAUUUUUAAUUCCAUGUUUUGGUUCAUUCA